Messenger RNA from Macrosiphum euphorbiae (potato aphid), 483 nucleotides. NCBI's taxonomy places the organism in Eukaryota, Metazoa, Arthropoda, Insecta, Hemiptera, Aphididae. The record is from the annotation of a GenBank genome assembly.
AUGUACGCUAAAAUUGAAACAGAGCGCUUAAAUUUUAUUAAAAACAAUCAAAUGCAACUCAGAGCUGAUAAUUACAUACAUUUCAGAGAUGCUAUUGGGAGACAAGAUACCGAUCUUACCCAUCUUGGUCAGAUGGUAGUUCUUCCGUCGUCUUUUACUGGCUCACCACGGUAUAUGCAUGAAAAAACUCAGGACGCCAUGACAUACGUUCGUCAUUACGGUCGUCCUGAUUUAUUCAUAACUUUUACAUGUAAUCCUCGAUGGAGAGAAGUUUCAAAUGCAUUACUUUCUGAACAAAAGUCCUACGAUCGUCAUGAUAUUAUAGCUAGGAUAUUUCAUUUAAAAGUUAAGACGUUAAUGAAAUUGUUAACAAAAGGGAAUUUGUUUGGGGAAGUGCAAUGUUUUAUGUAUUCGGUCGAAUGGCAAAAACGUGGUUUACCACACAUACAUAUUUUGUUAUGGCUAAAACAGCGCAUUUCUUAG